Molecule: messenger RNA, 689 nt
Organism: Monopterus albus (swamp eel)
Lineage: Eukaryota; Metazoa; Chordata; Actinopteri; Synbranchiformes; Synbranchidae
Product: alpha-protein kinase 3-like
Exons: 3
Coding region: 41-517 (158 amino acids)
Biological process (GO): cardiac muscle cell development; protein phosphorylation
Cellular component (GO): nucleus
Molecular function (GO): ATP binding; protein serine/threonine kinase activity
Source: RefSeq, a predicted model, not a curated record
UCUGACAGGAGUCUAUCAGAAAUACUGUGUCCUGGAUCACAUGGGCAGAACAGACAUGAGAACUGGCUCUGGACUGGAGCAGAAAUGCUGUGCCUUGCAGCACUGGACCUUUCAGUGGACCAAUGGCAAUCUGUUACUCACUCGGCUAGAAGGUGUUGACACUAAGAUCACCAGUGUUGGGAUUGCAGUCAAAUCUACAGGACAUCAAGGUCUCUCUCUUGAAGGGAACCCCAAAGUUUUUGAGCACUUUAUCUCCCAGCACCAGUGUAACUACUUCUGUGGUCUGCUUGGCCUGAGGUCACUAAAGGUCAUGGAUGCCUUAUCAACACCAGCAAAGCCCAAGGGCUCCAGGAGCCCUUUGCUUCAACGCAAGACGGCUGCUGGGUCCUCCAGCCCCCAGCUUGGCCGGAAAGCUGCUGGCAGCCCCAGGCUGCCCCGGAAGGCUGAGCAAGAUGGCAGAAAGACCCCCACCACACAAAACGCUGCUGAUGCUCCCAAAGUUGAUAAGACAGUAUAGGGUGAAUAUCUCUAAAUGGCUCAUCGGAAGUCACAGAAGGUCCUCAGGAAGGCCUCGUUCUCUUCAAACACCAGGGAACGAGAUGAUUUAACUGUUUAAUUUUAACAGCUACCCUUUGUUUCUUGCCAUGAUCACUUGUGGAUUGAAGCCCUCACAUGCUGUGGAGUGUUGU